AUGGUUCAGAUAAACAAUAACAGAAUUGGAUGUCUCUAUACUGAUUAUCAGUCAGGACGAGCUUACAUUAAGUCAGCCAGAUUUGUGGUGCUCUCUCAUGGCUCCGGGAUUUUGAAGAGAAAAAGUAAAGACAGUUUAUCUACCACGACUAAGCCUGAUUCUUCGGAGGUUUCAGAUACGAGUGAGGAAGAUCUGAUCCUUGCAGAGUACGAGAGUGACGAGGAGAAGAAACUAGAAAAUAGGUUAACAGGAGUGGAUAGUGAUGAUGAUGAUGAUGACCUACAAGAAGAGCAUGUUACAAAGAUUUAUUACUGCAGCCGGACACAUUCCCAACUGGCUCAAUUUAUCCAUGAAGUUCAGAAGAGCCCUUUUAGUAAGGAGACUCGUCUGCUGUCCUUGGGCUCUAGGCAGAAUUUAUGUGUGAAUGAGGAAGUACGAUGCCUGGGAUCUGUCCAGCUCAUCAAUGAUCGUUGUAUGGAGAUGCAGAAGACUAAACAUGAAAAGAAUACAGGAGCAGAGACGGAGGGCAAGAAGAGAUGCGUGAGCCGAACGGUGUGUCCUUUUAACUCUUACAAGCCCAAAUACUGGGGAAGCGAGGUCUUUUCAGGCAUUGCUUGA
This is a messenger RNA of Crotalus tigris (Tiger rattlesnake), 618 nucleotides long. RefSeq names its product putative ATP-dependent RNA helicase DDX11-like protein 8. Gene Ontology annotation, biological process: establishment of sister chromatid cohesion. Lineage: Eukaryota; Metazoa; Chordata; Lepidosauria; Squamata; Viperidae. The record is from RefSeq and is a predicted model, not a curated record. Gene Ontology annotation, molecular function: DNA helicase activity; hydrolase activity, acting on acid anhydrides, in phosphorus-containing anhydrides; ATP binding. Gene Ontology annotation, cellular component: nucleus. Bases 1 to 618 code for a protein of 205 amino acids. The transcript is spliced from 2 exons.